CAAAAUCAUACUGUCAAAUGGUUUGGAUAGUGAGUGGUUCGAUGAGGAGGCAUUGCAAGUUCCUGUUAAAAAAUAUUAUGGUAUUGCCCGAAUUAAUAUUAUCGAAGCUAAAGAUCUCAUGCCUACCGACUUUUGGUUUGGUGGUGGUGAUCCUGAUUCUUAUGUAAAAAUUACCAGUGUUUUCAAUGGAGUGGAAUAUGUUAAAACCCGUGUUGUUUAUAAAUCAAUCAAACCAGAAUGGCAACAAGUGAUUUACAUUCCAAUUAAUGAUCUUGAUGAUCAAUUCAAGUUGCAAGUUUAUGAUUAUAGUGCUUUCUUCAAACAUAAACUUUUGGGAUAUUGUUUUCUCGAUCUCAAGGAUUUUAUGCAAGUUCGUAAAAGGACCAUUAAAGGAAAGCAUUUAGAUCUUGAGUGCAAUUUGACAUUAAAAGGAUCUAUUAGAGGAAAGCUUCAUUUUACUGCCGAUUUUAUUUCCUUUUCCGAAUUGGAAUCCGAACCUACAACUCCUAUUUCUAAAGAAACCAUCACCCUCAAACAUUUGUAUCUUUUGAUUACUUAUCAACGUCAAGAUGGUUGUUUUGAAUUAACUGACAAUGUAGCAAGCUUGUUUAACUUUUCUUCCAAAGAUGAGCUGAUGAAAUCAUUUGCCGCUUAUGUACAGAAUGAAGAUAGAGUAAAAGGACUUCAUGCUGAUGUUUGGAUUUCGGCAGUAGUUACAGCAUUCCUUAAAGCUUUAUUAUGGGAUCAUCGACGAGAGUGGAAUACAGUUUACGCAAAAACUGAAACUUACCUGAGCGAAAAUGUCACCAAUAUUGAAACUGAAGAGCGAUUAUACAAUUUGGCCAAUAAAUUUGUCAUUGAACACUUUAAAAUCUCUGAAUGGGAGAUUGAAGAGCAAAAAAAGAGUCUCGGUGUCAGUGCCUCAUCAAAGAAAUCGAUGAUCACUCGUCGUACUGUUACCAUACGUCACGUACGUCGUUUGCUUGGCUAUCAAAAUGACUCGGGCUAUUUCGAACUUCACGAUCAUUUGUCCGAAUCCCUUGGAUUCAGUUCAGCCGAAGAGGCGAAGAAACAUUUCAAAACACAUUUUGCUAUUUAUUCAAAAGCUUCAAAACUCGAUGCAAACGUAUAUAGUUCAGCUGUAAUGAUUUGGUACUUGAGAUACGUGUUUGUUGAAUACCGAGGCGAAUGGGUUGACAAAUAUAAAAAAACUGCUAUUUGGGUUAGUGAACAAGUGAAUGAUGAGCAAGUCGAAAAAGAAGUCCUUGAUGCUGCAAGGAGUUUCAUCAUGAAAAGGUUCGAAGUUGACGCGGAGACUUUGCAAGAGGAUGAAACAUUCAAGGAUUCCUUUACGACCCUCAAACAAACAAAAGAAACGAAGAAAACCGAAAAGUUGGCAACCAUAUCAGCAAUUCAAUCAUCGAUCACCGUAGAAACAGCCCAAUGCGUCAUUUCAUCUAAUAACGAAGAAAAGAAAAUCGAGAAAGCUUCAGCGCUUGUAAACCUCCAAUCAAAGACGACCGCUGAUAUCGUCAAAGAUGAUGUUUCAGCUCAAAACACCGACAGUUCUAUCAAAUUAACCAAAGUCGUGUCCGACAUUGACGUUGCCUCGGAAUAUUUAUCGGAAACUGGAUCUCAACAAGUCAAAGAACAGCAAGAAACAGCCAAAGAGUAUUUAAGUCAGCAAAUUAACGAUGAAAAAUUAGAGGAAGAAUUAAUCACUGCAUCAACGGAAGUUGUAGUUGAGAAGAGUACCCAAAAAGUAAUUACCGAAGAAAAGAAAGCAGCCGUCACCGCUAAUAAAGGUUGCUCUUGUUCGAAAACCGUUAAAGUGGUAAAAGAUCAAGCCGAUAAAAUCAAAGAAAAUUCAGAGAAAGCCAAACAGUACCUUAUUGAAGAACUUAAAGAUGAAAAGUUAGUCACUUCGGAUAAGAUUAUCAUUGAACAAAGU
Molecule: messenger RNA, 1951 nt
Organism: Funneliformis caledonium
Lineage: Eukaryota; Fungi; Glomeromycota; Glomeromycetes; Glomerales; Glomeraceae
Source: the annotation of a GenBank genome assembly